Molecule: messenger RNA, 995 nt
Organism: Sinocyclocheilus grahami
Lineage: Eukaryota; Metazoa; Chordata; Actinopteri; Cypriniformes; Cyprinidae
Exons: 7
Coding region: 1-669 (222 amino acids)
Biological process (GO): regulation of immune response
Cellular component (GO): cell surface
Molecular function (GO): coreceptor activity; MHC class I protein binding
Source: RefSeq, a predicted model, not a curated record
AUGCAGCUAAACUAUAUCGUUAAACCCAAAAAUAAAAAUGUGCAUAACGAACAAAGCAGGACUUAUGACUUUUUCUUUGUUUCUCCUAAAGCGUCCGUGCUGCCCACCUUCCAAGCUACGCCGUCUGAUCUCUACACCAAAAUCAGUGGCUCGGAAAUUCUGUCCUGUGAAUGUCCAGAUCACUCCUGCCAGGAGGUUUUUUGGUACCGAUACCUUAAGAGGACAAACACUCUUCAGUUCCUAGUGUAUGUCAACAGCGCUGGCAGAGAGCAACAUGGAGAACACCUGAACGUCACUCGCUUCAAGGGCUCCGUGUCCUCUGGACAGAGGGUGGUCUACACCCUGCGUAUAACAGGACUACAGGAGGAUGAAACCGGCCUCUAUUCCUGCAUGUUUAAAACUAAGAAUAUUAUGCCUGUUGGAUAUAACAUAAUGCCUGGAGUGAAUCCUCCAACAGUUCAGCCGCCAACAGUUAAGACCAAGAAACCUGUGAAGAUCUGUAAUUGCAAACCCUCCAAUUCUCCUAAAGGCUGUGAAAAAUUUGUGCUUUGGCCGGGCAUUGGUACUCUUCUGCUUUUGGCCAUUACACUUGCGGGCACACUUUACUACUUCAGUCGUCUACCUAAGAAGUGCAGACAUCGAUUUACCAAGACGAAUCCAUUGCGAUGAGGUGGAAGAACACACUCUUCACGUCGAAACAAAUGCAGUGGUCCUGUGGACCUGUAGAAUUUUGCCAUGGCUUUAAUAUCAAAUAUAUUGGGUUUUAGAAUGUAAAAAUGUGUAAAUAAAAAUAAUAGCUUACAUUGUCAGUUUAGUGUUUCAUCUGACAUUAUUCAACUAACAGUCCACUUAAUGAAUUAGAUUCAUUGUCUAAUUUGACUGAAUUAAACCAGAGCUGAACAUACCACCAGGAUCACCCCAAAACUGAACUCGGACUAACCUAAACUGUCUUAAUCGAGCUUUGAGUUUUGUUCUUGCCAGCACAGCAUGUUUAA